This is a messenger RNA of Gastrolobium bilobum, 3493 nucleotides long. Its product is annotated as probable splicing factor 3A subunit 1. The transcript is spliced from 5 exons. Bases 193 to 2643 code for a protein of 816 amino acids. Gene Ontology annotation, molecular function: protein binding; RNA binding. Gene Ontology annotation, cellular component: U2 snRNP; U2-type prespliceosome; catalytic step 2 spliceosome. The record is from RefSeq and is a predicted model, not a curated record. Gene Ontology annotation, biological process: mRNA cis splicing, via spliceosome; regulation of alternative mRNA splicing, via spliceosome. NCBI's taxonomy places the organism in Eukaryota, Viridiplantae, Streptophyta, Magnoliopsida, Fabales, Fabaceae.
CACAGUAAGGUCUUCCGCAUAAUUCAUCUUUGCUGUUCCAGAUUAUUCUCACCGAUCUUCGUUUGCAGAUUGGAUUUUGUGUGCUGUAGAAUCUGGGGAUUGAUUUAGUUAGCAAGAGGUUGCUUUGGUGUUUUCUUUCAUUUCACUUUAUAUGAUUACCUAAAUGUUUGAAGUGUUUUAGGAAUUUACAUCAUGUUAGGUUCAUUGCCUAUAUUGCCUCUCCCUGCUCCUCCUUCUGAUGGAAAUCUAGGUCCUCUCCCAGAGUCUCAAGUGACCGAGGAGGAGAGGGAUGAGAAAUCCUUAAAUGAGGAGCUAAAUAAAUCAAAUUCAGCUUUUGUUCCGGCACCGGCAACAGUUGCCACCCACACUAGAACUAUUGGAAUUAUACAUCCCCCUCCAGACAUUAGAACCAUUGUUGAUAAAACCGCCCAGUUUGUGGCUAAAAAUGGUCCAGAGUUUGAAAAGAGGAUUAUUGCUAACAACACAGGCAAUGCCAAGUUUAAUUUCCUGAACUCAUCAGAUCCCUAUCAUGCUUACUAUCAACAUCGAUUGGCUGAAUUUCGUGCUCAGAAUCAAUCUUCUGCUGUGCAACCUCCUUUGCAGUCUGCAGACUCUGCUGUUCCUGAAUUAGCCCCCUGUGCGCUGGCCCCUGAUAGUAAUGGUGUAGCAGCAGCCGAAAAGCCUGAUAUGUCUGCCCAGUUUAAACCUGUGAGGAAAGUUCUUGAACCCCCUGAAGUUGAGCAGUAUACAGUUCGACUUCCGGAAGGAAUUACAGGGGAAGAGCUGGAUAUUAUAAAGCUUACAGCACAGUUUGUUGCUCGAAAUGGGAAAUCUUUCUUGACAGGAUUGACGAGUAGGGAAGUUAAUAACCCCCAAUUCCAUUUCUUGAAACCAACCCACAGCAUGUUUACUUUUUUUACUUCCCUUGCGGAUGCAUAUUCAAAGGUUUUGAUGCCUCCGAAGGGUUUGACAGAGAAGCUGAAGAAAAGUGUCUCUGACAUGACUACUGUCCUUGAAAGGUGUGUGAAUAGGCUCGAAUGGGAGCGUUCACAAGAGCAAGCUAGGCAAAAAGCUGAGGAUGAAAUAGAGCAGGAAAGGUUACAAAUGGCUAUGAUUGAUUGGCAUGAUUUUGUGGUGGUUGAAAUGAUUGAUUUUGCUGAUGAUGAGGAUGAAGAGUUACCUCCUCCAAUGACCAUUGAGGAGGUUAUAAGGAGAAGCAAGGUGUCGGCCAUGGAAGAAGAUAUUGUUGAGCCAGGAAAGGAGGUAGAAAUGGAAAUGGAUGAGGAAGAGGCCCAACUUGUUGAAGAGGGCAUGAGAGCUGCUAGUUUGGAAGAUAAUGAUGAUGAGAAGAAGAAUGAAGUCAGGGUUACUGAAGACCCUGAACCACCGAUGAGGAUUGUGAAGAACUGGAAGAGACCGGAGGAGAGGAUUCCUGCUGAAAGAGAUUCAACCAAGUUUGUUGUUUCUCCCAUCACUGGUGAGCUAAUUCCUAUUAGUGAAAUGUCAGAACAUAUGCGAAUUUCUCUCAUUGAUCCCAAGUACAAAGAACAAAAAGAAAGGAUGUUUGCCAAAAUUCGAGAGACAACUCUGGCUCAAGAUGAUGAAAUAUCAAGAAACAUUGUUGGACUUGCUCGGACCCGUCCUGAUAUCUUUGGUACCACAGAGGAAGAGGUUUCCAAUGCUGUCAAGGCAGAGAUUGAGAAGAAUGAUGAGCAACCUAAGCAGGUUAUAUGGGAUGGCCACACUGGUAGUAUUGGCCGGACUGCAACCCAAGCCAUGUCACAGAAUAUUGGAAGUGAGGAUCAAAAUGAUGCUUCUAAUUAUGAAGCCAGGAACCAUCCUGGUCCUGCUGCACCUCCUCCUAGACCUGGUAUGCCUUCAGUUCGUCCCCUUCCACCCCCACCUGGACUAGCUUUGAAUCUUCCUCGUAUUCCUCUCAAUGCAGUCCAGUAUUCUGCUCCUAACAGUGGUGGCCUGCCAAUUCCUCCAUCCAGACCACCGGGCAUUCCCAUGAUUCCAUCUGUUCGGCCAGCCCCCCCUCCUCCCAUGCCAAUGACUUCUGGACAGCAGUCAGGUAUGACUGGUCAACCACCCCCAAUGCCUCCAUCAAUUCAUAUGAACAGCCAAGGAAUUCCCAUACCUCCACCACCUGGAUCUCAGUUCACUCCUAUUCAAGUUCCACGACCUUUUAUGCCUCUCUCUGCUCCACCAUCAGGGAUGCCUAUGAUGCAUCCACCACCUUUGCCUGUAAUGCCACCACCACCACCACCAGAGGAAGCUCCACCCCCACUCCCAGAAGAACCAGAACCAAAGAGGCUGAAGCUUGAUGAUUCUGCUCUGAUCCCUGAAGAUCAAUUUCUGGCUCAACAUCCGGGACCUGUUCGCAUCAGUGUAUCUGUUCCUAAUGUUGAUGAAGGAAAUCUCAAAGGACAAGUUCUAGAAAUAAUAGUGCAAUCUCUGUCUGAAACUGUUGGCAGUUUGAAGGAAAAAAUUGCUGGGGAGAUCCAGCUCCCUGCUAACAAGCAGAAAUUGAGUGGAAAGCCAGGCUUUCUCAAGGAUAAUAUGUCACUUGCCCAUUACAAUGUUGGUGGAGGAGAAACACUUACCCUAACCUUAAGAGAGCGUGGUGGUAGAAAGAGAUGAGCAUAUUACUUGCAUUGUGCCAUUUAAGAAGGUUGUUGUAAUCUUUGCCUCAUUCUGAGGCAUAUGGAUUCUUAUACCAUUGAUAGACUACACGAUGCUAUCUUCAUGAAUUUUAUGUUGAAUACAUUAUAUUUAUUGUAUUGUGAGGCUUCCUAAAGUAUUUAUUAUUGUCUUAAAAACUGAUGUUAAUUCUGGAAUACAGAUUUUGGCACCUUGGCGCUUGCCUCUUGAUGGGAAUGGGAAGUAGUGGAGUUCCUUUAUCUAAUCUGCUCAAGUCAAAUUAUUUAUGUAGCUGAUUAUUGUUUUCUUAUGCAUUUCAGUUGAUUUAUUGCAAAGUUACUGAUUUGUUUUUUGUUUUUAAUUGAAGUUCCUUUUGCUGUCAGGGAGGGAUCGUUCACUUUUUUUUUUUUUUUUUUUUUUUUCAUUUUCAGUGUUCUUGCAAUUAUCAACGUGAAGUGGUGAUUUCGGGUUUUUUUCUUUGUCUUUUUCGUAGUGUAUAGAUUUUGUCUUGUGUGGGAUAUUUUCAUACCAGAGCACAGUUGGACAGUUGGUUAGAAGACCGUUUCAGUUGCUGUGCAUGUAACCUUUAACUGGUGCAUCUUGUUUGGGGUUUUUAGGCAUGAGAGAAAUUCUACGUGGACUUGUGGGAAGGGCUGUGCAGCUAAGCUUGAUGUGUCUUUGAAUGGGAUGAGGCAGAAAGGAGCAGAUUUGGUAUUUUAGAGAAGGCACUGAUUCACUUGUACAUCUUUCUGGGGAUAACUUACAAAACUUUCAGUUUAAGAUCACUUGUCGUUGAACUUGAUUAAGAUUAUUUGGUUGUUACGUGAAAUCCUAUUCUGCUUUAGUUGAU